Molecule: messenger RNA, 1542 nt
Organism: Salvelinus fontinalis (brook trout)
Lineage: Eukaryota; Metazoa; Chordata; Actinopteri; Salmoniformes; Salmonidae
Exons: 2
Coding region: 1-1542 (513 amino acids)
Source: RefSeq, a predicted model, not a curated record
AUGCAGGUUCUCUAUUGCUCUGUUAGCUCACUGGGACCUGUUGCUCUGUUAACCCCCUCCCCCAGCACAACAAACCCCUCCCCCAGCACAACAACCCCCCUCCCCCAGCACAACAACCCCCCUCCCCCAGCACAACAACCCCCUCCCCCAGCACAACAACCCCCUCCCCCUGCACAACAACCCCCUCCCCCAGCACAACAACCCCCUCCCCCUGCACAACAACCCCCUCCCCCAGCACAACAACCUCCUCCCCCUGCACAACAACCCCCUCCCCCUGCACAACAACCCCCUCCCCUCCCCCAGCACAACAACCCCCUCCCCUCCCCAGCACAACAACCCCCUCCCCCAGCACAACAAACCCCUCCCCCAGCACAACAACCCCCUCCCCCUGCACAACAACCCCCUCCCCCAGCACAACAGCCCCCUCCCCUCCCCCAGCACAACAACCCCCUCCCCUCCCCCAGCACAACAACCCCCUCCCCCUGCACAACAACCCCCCUCCCCUCACACAGCAUAACAACCCCCUCCCCCAGCACAACAAACCCCUCCCCCAGCACAACAAACCCCUCCCCCAGCACAACAACCCCCUCCCCUCCCCCAGCACAACAACCCCCUCCCCCAGCACAACAACCCCCUCCCCCAGCACAACAACCCCCUCCCCCAGCACAACAACCCCCUCCCCCUGCACAACAACCCCCUCCCCCUGCACAACAACCCCCUCCCCCAGCACAACAACCCCCUCCCCCAGCACAACAACCCCCUCCCCCUGCACAACAACCCCCUCCCCCAGCACAACAACCCCCUCCCCUCCCCCAGCACAACAACCCCCUCCCCCAGCACAACAACCCCCUCCCCUCCCCCUGCACAACAACCCCCUCCCCCAGCACAACAACCCCCUCCCCAGCACAACAACCCCCCCCCUCCCCCAGCACAACAACCCCCUCCCCCAGCACAACAACCCCCCCCCCCUCCCCCGCACAACAACCCCCUCCCUCAGCACAACAACCCCCUCCCUCAGCACAACAACCCCCUCCCCUCACACAGCAUAACAACCCCCCUCCCCCAGCACAACAACCCCCUCCCCCAGCACAACAACCCCCCUCCCCCUGCACAACAACCCCCUCCCCCAGCACAACAACCCCCUCCCCUCCCCCAGCACAACAACCCCCUCCCCCAGCACAACAACCCCCUCCCCCAGCACAACAACCCCCCUCCCCCAGCACAACAAACCCCUCCCCCUGCACAACAACCCCCUCCCCCAGCACAACAAACCCCUCCCCCAGCACAACAACCCCCCUCCCCCAGCACAACAAACCCCUCCCCCUGCACAACAACCCCCUCCCCCUGCACAACAACCCCCUCCCCCAGCACAACAAACCCCUCCCCCUGCACAACAACCCCCUCCCCCAGCACAACAACCCCCUCCCCCUGCACAACAACCCCCUCCCCCAGCACAACAACCCCCUCCCCCUGCACAACAACCCCCUCCCCCAGCACAACAAUCCCCUCCCCCAGCAAAACAAAAUUCAGACAGAAGAGUAG